CCAGGCGCCGCCUCCUCCUCCUCCUUCGCCGCCGCCACCUCCACGGCCGCCGGUCCUUGGGCUCCAGAGCCAAGGCCCAGAGAUGUUUAGUAACUUGCCUAAUGUCACACAGGUAGAACCAGAAUUUAAACCUAUGUCCUCUGAAUGUAAAUUGGGUGGUUUCUUUCCGACUGUAGCAGGCUUGCUCCCACAGUAACCCAGUAAGGUUUUAGACUCUUAAGAACAUCACCCGCAGCUUCUGAACUUCUGAGAUUAAAUUGGCUUUCUUCCCUGGUUACAAUGCUAAGGCUGCUUGUGUUUGGGGUGCUGCUCUAUGACGUUCUGGGGAGCAACCAAGAUGAAGCAUCUCACCUGAAAGACCUUCCAGGGGCAUUGUCAUCCGCCAACUGGAACCUUCACUUGCCCGAAGAGCACAUUCCUUACUUUCUCCACAACAAUAGACAUCUUGCUGCAGUCUGUGACAAAGACCCACAAUGCCCAUAUAAAAAACAUUUAAAGCAUCUUGAAUCCUGCUGGGGCUAUGAGAAAUCAUGCCGGCCAGAGGCUCGGUUUGGCUAUCCCAUUUGUAGUUAUGUGGACAUGGGAUGGACUAAUACCAUUGAAUCAGCUCAGGAGAUAUUCUGGAAACAAGCGGAUUUUGGUUACGCAAAGGAACGCCUGCAUGAAUUACGGACCCUCUGCCAACCUAUGGAAAUAGGCGAUUCUUGGCUAGUUUGCUCACGCUACCUUCAGUACUGCAGAGCAUCAAACUUAUACAUUGAUCUAAGAGGAGUGAAGAGAAAUCAUGACAGAUUUAAGGAAAAUUUCCUACAGAAAGGUGACAUAGGAGGUCAUUGUAAACUUGAUGGUGGCACAUUGAUAUCUGAAGGUCAGCGUAAAAGCCCUCUACAGUCUUGGUUUGCCGAACUACAAACAUACACAGAGCUAAGCUUCAAACCCAUCGAAGAUGGCAAAUGUGACGUCGUCAUCGAAAAGCCAACCUAUUUCAUGAAGUUAGAUGCAGGUGUUAACAUGUAUCACCACUUCUGUGAUUUUAUCAAUCUCUACAUUACUCAGCACGUUAACAAUUCCUUCAGUACAGAUGUCAACAUCAUCAUGUGGGAUACUAGCUCCUAUGGAUAUGGUGACCUGUUCAGUGAGACUUGGAAGGCAUUCACCGACCAUGAUGUCAUCCAUUUGAAAGUAUAUGAUUCAAAAACGGUGUGUUUCAAGGAAGCUGUCUUUUCUUUACUUCCCCGAAUGAGAUACGGAUUGUUUUAUAACACGCCGCUAAUCUCUGGCUGCCAAAAUACGGGAUUAUUUCGAGCAUUUUCCCAACAUGUGUUGCACAGACUGAACAUCACACGGGAUGGAUCACAGGAUGGAAAAAUCCGCAUCACCAUCCUUGCCCGCAGUACAGAAUAUCGGAAGAUAUUAAACCAGAAUGAGCUUGUAAAUGCGUUGAAAACUGUGUCUGCAUUUGAGGUCCAAAUAGUAGAUUACAAAUACAAGGAGAUUGGGUUUUUGGAACAAUUGAGGAUUACGCACAACACAGACAUAUUUAUCGGCAUGCACGGAGCUGGCCUGACGCACUUGCUUUUUCUCCCAGACUGGGCUGUGAUUUUUGAACUGUAUAACUGUGAGGAUGAACACUGUUAUUUAGACCUAGCCAGGCUGAGAGGGAUUCACUAUGUCACCUGGAAGAAAAAGAGCAAAGUCUUCCCUCAAGAUAAGGGUCACCAUCCAACUCUAGGAGAGCACCCCAAAUUUACAAACUACUCUUUCGACGUAGAAGAAUUUAUGUCUAUUGUCCUCCAGGCUGCAGAUCAUGUAUCUCAACACCCAAAGUGGCCAUUUAAGAAAAAACGUGAUGAGCUGUGAAAAAGAAAUGUUAAUUUCUGUUUUUUCCCAUCAAUUUCACUGCGGUGGAAUGGAAACCAACAGGAUCUAAACCAGAGCCCUCCAGCUCACAAUUUUUUUUAAACCAAAAAAGUGCCAUGUUUUAUACCAAAAUGCACAUUUAGAAUGUUGAAGUAUUUGGACUAUGGUCUUUCUUGACCGUUCUGAUUUCUAUUUUGUUGCUAUUUAUCAAGACCAUUUAAGACUUUCGCACUGAUCAUUUUAAUUCUUCCAUUUUGUAAAUGUUUUCAGGUUCAUAAGAAUGGUCAGUUUUUUUCGCGAGUGAUAACGAAAGUUUCAUGAAUGCAUUACUGAGCAUUCUGGCCUCAGAAUCUGCAAAGGGGUUUUUUUUUUUGUUGUUGUUAUGUUCAUUUUUAUGAUAUGAUAGUGAUUGUAAUUUCAAUCAUCACUUUGGCUUAUUUCUGACAUAUUCAGAUUUAUAGAACCAUAGAUUUGGAGCCCAAAGGAGUCUUAGAGGUGGUAGGAUUAGAGGAACAUAAAUUCUGGGCUUGGAGUCUUAACUCUAACUCAUGAGAGAUUGGACAUUUAGAGAGAAGGAAACUCAUGAGAGAGGGAAACUUGGAGUCUGACUUUCAUCUAACAAAGAGAAUUGAUUCAAGACAGAAUCUAACUCAUUUUACAAAAGAGGAAAUCAAGACUUAGUGAGGUUAAGUGAAUUGCUCAAGGUCAACAGCUAAGAUAGGUCUGGGGUAGAAUUUGAAUCCAGAUCUUAAUGACUCCAAGUC
Messenger RNA from Trichosurus vulpecula (common brushtail), 2624 nucleotides. It is a transcript of the gene EOGT, whose product is annotated as EGF domain specific O-linked N-acetylglucosamine transferase. The record is from RefSeq and is a predicted model, not a curated record. Bases 280 to 1860 code for a protein of 526 amino acids. Gene Ontology annotation, cellular component: endoplasmic reticulum lumen. The transcript is spliced from 18 exons. Lineage: Eukaryota; Metazoa; Chordata; Mammalia; Diprotodontia; Phalangeridae. Gene Ontology annotation, molecular function: protein N-acetylglucosaminyltransferase activity.